Molecule: messenger RNA, 1811 nt
Organism: Nematostella vectensis (starlet sea anemone)
Lineage: Eukaryota; Metazoa; Cnidaria; Anthozoa; Actiniaria; Edwardsiidae
Product: nuclear envelope phosphatase-regulatory subunit 1
Exons: 6
Coding region: 63-458 (131 amino acids)
Cellular component (GO): cytoplasm; Nem1-Spo7 phosphatase complex
Source: RefSeq, a predicted model, not a curated record
UGAGCACCAAGGUAACCGCUGACCAGCCUUCUAAUGCGCAUGCGCGAUUUAUCCAAUACAAAAUGGAAGAUUUCUACAAUCCAGUGGAAGUCGCGGAAGAUCUUAAGGCAUUUGAGAGGCGUUUGACUGAAUAUGUCUCAUCGCUGAGUUAUACCACAACAAGAUGGCGAAUUAUACUUUCAUUGUCAGCUCUAUUUGCUACAUUUGGAGCCUGGGGAGUCAUCAUUGAUGAUGUUAACCAUGUGUCCAUCCUCCAGUCUCUAUGGUACCAUAAACUAUUCACUUUAAGCUGCUGCAAUCUGCUAGUUCUCUUUAUGAUGGGAAUCCACAGAAGGGUGUUUGCUCCUAGCAUCAUCCUUUCAAGAACAAGAAUUGUGUUACAAGAUUAUAAUAUGUCAUGUGAUGAGAAAGGAAGGUUGAUAUUAAGAGCAAGGCCUUUAGCUGGUGUGGAUGGAUGACGUAAAAAGAAGCUGAGAAUGGCCAAGAAGAAACACAAGCACUGCAAGAGUAAGAACAGCUGCAAGAACAGGUGAUCAGCUGUAUCAAUUUGUACCCCCACAAAGAAUAGAUGAUCAAACCAUAUAUAAAUAACAGAUGAUCAACAUGUAUCAAUGGAUACAUCCACAGGAACAGAAGAUCAACCUGUAUCAAUGAAUACCAUCUACAAGAACAGAUCAUUGGCAUGUAUUUCCUUGCAAGCUUGUGUUGAUUCUCAUGUAAUUAUUGCUUUCACACUUUGAGAUAGUAGCCCUCUAUCACUCUGUUUCUAGAGCUUCAGGAACUGGGAUAAAAGAUGGAUAAUGAUAGACGAAUCAGAUGUUUGCCGACGCAGCAACAGUAUGCUUAAGUCGAGACCUGGAGUUCAAAGACCCUGUGUCCAAAAUGGUAAAAAAAUGAACUUUGUAAUAGGUUGUUAGUCUUUUGUGAUACUCCCUUGAAAGGGCCAGUCAUUAGACAUAUCUUGAUAAUGGUCAGCAACCAGAAUAUGUGUUUUAGCAGAAUUUUCUGAACUUCAGUUGCUGCCUUUUAUGCAGAAAUGUAGCUCAAUAUUACCUGCUCACAAAGAACCCUUUUGCCUCUUAUCACAAUAGUUUGCUUGAAGCAUGUUUGUUAGCUUUUCAAGAAGCAUAAAAAACUAAAAAAAUGUAACUUUAUUUAUUGGACCACAAUAGAAAAAUUCAGCCGAAAUGACUUGUGCCAGAAGUUUAACUAUCAAAUUGAUCAAGACUACUCUCUCACCUCAAAUCUUUCGCAUGUAAUUCCCCUGGGAAGGUCCAAAAUUGAUUUUUUGUUUUUUCACCCAAACAUUUGCCAUUCUCAGCUGGCAUACAUUGCCAAUAUUUUUCUAAACCUUGUGAGCUUGAACAGAUCUUGGAAAGAUUGUGCUCGGAAUGAUAGCUCAUAUUGUUAGUACCUGUUAAGGCUGAUUUAGACAGUAUGAUUUAGUAGUGCACGACUUGCCUACCCUGAAUUACACACUACGACUUUAAUUGUUGAUUUACACUUGGCAACUCAAGUUGUAGAGGUGGCGCGAGCAAGUUACAUGCAACUAAAUUGUGCUUUCUAAAUCAACCCUUAAAUAUCCAAUAUCUUUGUAGAUUUUUAGCAUAGCUACUGUACAUACUUUCUUCUCAUUGGCCUACCUAAUAAAAAGUUAUCAAAAGUUAAAUAACCAUUAUCAGUUGAAGUUGUAUGCACAUACAAGUAUUGAAAACUACAGUAAAAAUAAUAGUUAGCUAGUUUCUGUAUUUUAUGUAUUGUACGACCAGAAGAAAUGUUUCAAUUGAUGUAAAUAAAAGUGACAUACAUUG